CUGAUGGCGCUUUAAAGACUCCGGCGGCGCGUCGCGGGACUUCAAUAUUCGACAUUUAUCACGUUUAUAACGGCAGGCUGACGGAACCGAGCUCGAGCCGCCGGUACCGGUCCGAAUCUCUGCCGAUAUGCCGAGCAAGAAGAAGAAAUACAACUCCAGAUUCCCUCCGGCCAGGAUUAAGAAAAUCAUGCAGACGGAUGAAGAAAUAGGCAAAGUGGCGGCUGCGGUUCCAGUUAUCAUCUCUCGCGCUCUUGAGCUGUUUCUGGAGUCUCUGCUGACAAAGGCUUGUCACGUCACCCAAUCACGUAACGCCAAAACCAUGACCACGUCACACCUUAAACAGUGCAUAGAACUGGAGCAACAGUUUGACUUCCUGAAGGAUCUGGUGGCAACAGUGCCCGACAUGCAGGGAGAGGGGGAGGAGAACCACACGGAGGGAGCGGAGAAGAUCCCACGCAGAGGUCGUAAGCCCGGCUCGGGACGCAAGAACGGCGGCACCGGUGCGAAGGCCAAAGACAAGAAACUGUCUGGAACGGAAUCGGAGCAAGAGGAUGAGUCUGAUGACAGCGAGUCUGAUGUGGAGGAGGAGGAGGAGGAGGAGGAGCGGCAGCACACGUCUCACACCAGCUCUGGACUCUUUCACAGUCAGGACAUGACUCCUCAGUACACGCCCAUCGGAGCCCAGCCGGGUGUCCACACCAUGCCCGCGUUCGCCCCUCACCCGUCACUCAUGGGCAUGGCCCCGCCCCCUCCAGCACCCCUGCCGCAGAAGAAUGAAGACGACGACGACGAAGAUUAUGACUCUUAGCUCAGUUUUACAUUCAUUUUCUUCAGUUCUUUUUGGCUGCGUGAGGUACAGGAAAGAGUUUUUACUAAGCAGCAGAGCUCAUAGCUGUCACGCCGCCACGUCACGGGAAGAUGAAUCGCUUCUAUAUUAGCUGUUUUAAUUUUUUUUAACUCUUAUUUUAUUGUUAAGGAACAGUUAUGGUAAACUGGAGAUUGGCACCUCGUGAUUCCCCUCAGUUUUUCUUUUUUUGGAGAAUGACCCUGAAAGCAAGAACGUGGUUUUGUAGAUUUACCCCGAGUACUUUUUUUUUUUUUGCACUUUUGGUUGUAGUUUGUUGGUCUUUUCCUCCUCAAGCAGUCACUCUGCUCUUUAGUUUUUGUUGUUCAUGUUAAAGUGAAAGGAAACCCCGGUGGGUCAUUCAUAGGAGAAAUUUGCUUUGGUUUCAUUAGCGAAUGUUACAGAGCGGCCCGAGGCGUCAUUGCUGUUCGUGAAUUGUUCAGCAAGGGAUUGCGGAUUGUUUGGUUCUUUUUAUUUUGUGAAUGUAUAUUUUUAAAGCUAGUUUUAUGAUUCCAGUGUUUUCUCUGGGUUUUCAGUGCAGAACUGUGCUAAACUCACUCAGUGUGUCACAAAACACAAUCCGUUGAUGUUUCUCUGCUUUUCUUCUGUUUCUUGGAUGAAAGUGUCUUGAUUUCAAAGCGUGUCAUGGAUGAAGAUGUUUUAAAGGUUUUUGUUUCUUCUGAAUCAUCGUUGAUGAUGCACAUUUCUAUAAAUCGUUUCUCUCUUCUUUUAUAACUUUUAGACUCUUUUUAAUGUUUGCUGUGUUGUUGGAGAGACACGUGGCUUUCUCAUGUCUAAAUGUGUACAGUCAGGCUGUAUGUUGAAUUUUAACAUUCUCUUGAUUUUGUAUGAGUGAAAUAAAAUGUGAGGUUUCAGUAUUUUGCUCCUUUAAUACUGCUUUAAUCCGCUUGUUUCUAGAAUUGAGGUCUUACAUUUCGAACAUCACAUUUUUAAGGCUCAGGUUGUCAGCUUUACUCUUUUUGGCUCCUCGACAUGUCACCAAAUUGUUUCUGGUACAAAAAUGUUUCAUCCGUGUGAAUAAUGAUCUUUAUUACUGCAGGCUGCAGGGAACACGAUCACCUCACUUUUCAGCCCAAAAUAAAGCACAUGCCUUUGAUAUGUUUUAUUCUU
Triplophysa rosa is the source of this 1975-nucleotide messenger RNA. RefSeq names its product DR1-associated protein 1 (negative cofactor 2 alpha) (gene drap1). The transcript is spliced from 7 exons. NCBI's taxonomy places the organism in Eukaryota, Metazoa, Chordata, Actinopteri, Cypriniformes, Nemacheilidae. The coding region runs from base 128 to 808 and encodes 226 amino acids. Gene Ontology annotation, molecular function: protein heterodimerization activity; transcription corepressor activity; transcription coactivator activity. The record is from RefSeq and is a predicted model, not a curated record. Gene Ontology annotation, biological process: negative regulation of transcription by RNA polymerase II; positive regulation of transcription by RNA polymerase II; transcription by RNA polymerase II. Gene Ontology annotation, cellular component: negative cofactor 2 complex; nucleus.